Calypte anna (Anna's hummingbird) is the source of this 1979-nucleotide messenger RNA. Its product is annotated as vitamin D 25-hydroxylase. The transcript has 5 exons. Gene Ontology annotation, biological process: xenobiotic metabolic process. Gene Ontology annotation, cellular component: intracellular membrane-bounded organelle; cytoplasm. NCBI's taxonomy places the organism in Eukaryota, Metazoa, Chordata, Aves, Apodiformes, Trochilidae. The record is from RefSeq and is a predicted model, not a curated record. The coding region runs from base 1 to 1512 and encodes 503 amino acids. Gene Ontology annotation, molecular function: oxidoreductase activity, acting on paired donors, with incorporation or reduction of molecular oxygen, reduced flavin or flavoprotein as one donor, and incorporation of one atom of oxygen; iron ion binding; heme binding.
AUGGGACCGGCGGCGGGUCGGGGUGCGGUGGCGGGGAGCGGUGCCUGCCUCUUCCUGCUAUUGCUGCUGCUGCUGCUGCUGGCGCUGGUGGUGCGGCAGCUCCUGAAGCAGCGGCGGCCGCCUGGUUUCCCGCCCGGCCCCGCGGGGCUGCCCCUCAUCGGCAACAUCCACGCUUUGGGCGCGGAGCACCCGCACGUCUACAUGCGGCGGCAGAGCCAGAUCCACGGGCAGAUCUUCAGCCUUGAUCUUGGAGGUAUAUCUGCUAUUGUACUGAAUGGCUAUGAUGCAGUAAAAGAAUGCCUUGUUCAUCAAAGUGAAAUUUUUGCAGAUAGACCAUCUCUUCCUUUAUUUAAGAAGCUAACAAACAUGGGAGGCUUACUGAACAGUAAAUAUGGCAGAGGAUGGACAGAACAUCGAAAAUUAGCUGUAAAUUCCUUUCGAAUUUUUGGAUAUGGCCAAAGGUCCUUUGAACACAAAAUUUCAGAAGAAUCUAUGUUUUUUCUUGAUGCCAUUGAUUCAUACAAAGGCAGACCAUUUGAUCUUAAGCACUUGAUAACAAAUGCUGUUUCAAACAUUACUAAUUUGAUUAUUUUUGGAGAACGUUUUACAUACGAAGACACUGAGUUUCAGCACAUGAUUGAGAUUUUUAGUGAAAAUAUUGAAUUAGCUGCUAGUGCUUCUGUAUUUUUAUAUAAUGCUUUUCCUUGGCUUGGUAUCUUGCCAUUUGGGAAACACAAGCAGCUGUUCAAAAAUGCAGCUGAAGUCUAUGACUUUCUUCAUGAGCUCAUUGAACGUGUCUCUGAAAAUAGGAAGCCUCAGUCGCCUCGACAUUUUGUAGAUGCAUAUUUAGAUGAGAUGGAUUGCAAUGAAAAUGAUCCAGAAUCUACAUAUUCAAGAGAAAACCUAAUUUUCUCUGUUGGAGAACUCAUCAUAGCUGGGACAGAAACCACAACAAAUGUUUUAAGAUGGGCAGUGCUAUUCAUGGCUCUUUAUCCAAACAUUCAAGGGCAAGUUCAAAAAGAAAUUGAUUUAAUCAUCGGCCCAAAUAAAAUGCCUGCCUUAGAAGAGAAAUGCAAAAUGCCAUACACUGAGGCUGUUCUGCAUGAGGUUCUAAGAUUCUGCAAUAUAGUUCCAUUAGGUAUUUUUCAUGCAACUUCCAAAGAUACAGUUGUGCGUGGUUACUCUGUUCCUGAAGGCACCACAGUCAUUACAAAUCUCUACUCUGUUCAUUUUGAUGAAAAAUACUGGAGCAAUCCAGAAGUGUUUUUUCCUGAGAGAUUUUUGGACAGCAAUGGGCAGUUUGUCAAGAAAGAUGCAUUUAUUCCUUUUUCACUAGGGAGAAGACAUUGUCUUGGAGAACAACUAGCUCGAAUGGAAAUGUUUCUGUUUUUCACUUCAUUACUACAACGAUUUCACCUCUGUUAUCCUCACGGGGUGAUUCCAGAUCUCAAACCAAGAUUAGGGAUGACCUUACAGCCACAGCCAUACCUCAUCUGUGCAGAACGACGGUAAAUGGAAGGGAUUAGGUUGUCAGGUGGAGCACUAAACUCCCAAGCUGCAGAUGAGGAUCCACUUUGCCUUCUAUUUCUAAAUGUGCUCAUGUCAGAAGAACAAAAAUUUAAAGGACUUCCAGAAAAUUGUGGCUAUUUGUGAACAAGUAAAUAGAUUCCUUUUAUUUAGUUUCCACAAAAAAAAACCCCGUAUCUCCUACUGAGAACAUGAAACACAUCCUGUGUUUAAAGUUGAUGUUUUCACUCCAGAAGUCAGUUUUGGAUCUAACGUCUGAUUGAGCUUUUGAAUGUUUAAUUACUUAGCCAGGCAUUUUACUUUGAGAGGAUAUUUUUAUAAGCAGGGAAAAUAUUGGUCAAAAUGUUUACACUCUGAUUCAUUAUUCCAGCUAUGCUGUUCUUUAUAAUUCUCCAUUAAAUUUAUAUAGCUAAUUUUUUUUAAUUGUGUAACUCAGAAUAAAGUAUUUUUUU